GAAGGAAUAUCAUUGCCGACUUGAGAAAUGCUAAGAGCUGUAUAAUGAUGUUGAGAGAUUUCCCUCGCUUUGGAAAGGGCAAACGUUUGGACAACUUAUGAGUGACCCAACUACUUCUAGUCAUAGGGAAGCAGUAGACUCAACCAACUCUCCGUCUUCCUUUUCGCGUCUUGCCUGUAGUUUGUCCUGGAAACGUCUUUAUUUUAUUUAUCAACGUAACAUACUGCCGGAGUAUCAGAAACCCAUCUUGUACACUUUAUUAGGAAUAUUGUUUCUGUCCCUUUGGCGACUUGUCUUUAAAAUACCACCUCUAGACCUUUUUCAUUGGUUGGACGUCGAAUAUUUCUUACAAAAUGAGGAUGGCACACCAUAUGGAUAUGUAUAUUUUCCUUUGGGAACCAUUCUUCUGUUUAUUGGAGUAGUGACCAUCUUUACUAGGGUGACCAAUCGCCUGCAAUCUCGUUAUUCCUUUGCAAGUAGUAGAACAAGUUGACUUUAUCUUGUGAAUAAACUGCAAUGGAUGCUUCUCGUUGGAAUAAACUCAUUCCAUGAUAG
Galdieria sulphuraria is the source of this 555-nucleotide messenger RNA. RefSeq lists its product as uncharacterized. NCBI's taxonomy places the organism in Eukaryota, Rhodophyta, Bangiophyceae, Galdieriales, Galdieriaceae. The record is from RefSeq and is a predicted model, not a curated record. The transcript is spliced from 2 exons. The coding region runs from base 98 to 493 and encodes 131 amino acids.